AUGUCCGGCAUUAAGGUCGUCUUUGGCUGCGGGGGCGUCAACCCAGGACGAGGUUUUAGCACCGAAGAAGCAGUGAAGGAAGCUUUCGACAUCUUGGAGAAAGGCGGCUGCACCAUCCUCGACACCGCCCGUCUCUACGGCCAGUCCGAAGAAAUCCUAGGCAAAGCAGGCGCCGUCAAGCGCUUCACCGUCGACACCAAGACGAAAGGCGGCUUCACACCCGGUGGCGCUACCAAAGCCAACAUCGAGGCGGAGGCAAAGCAGAGCAAGGAUCUUCUAGGCGGCCCAGUCGACAUCUACUACAUCCACGCCCCGGACGCCAACACGCCGCUGGACGACACGCUCUCCGGCAUCAACGAGAUCUACAAAUCCGGCUUCUUCAGGCGCUUCGGUCUGUCCAACUACAAAGCCGAGGAUGUCCAGAAGGUGUACGAUCACUGCAAGGCGAAAGGAUACGUGCUGCCGACAGCGUACCAGGGCAAUUACAAUGCUAUCGCCCGCAAACAGGAGACGCUCCUCUUCCCCACCCUGCGCAAGCUGGGCAUCGCCUUCUACGCAUACUCCCCCCUCGCGGGCGGGUUCUUGACCAAGACCAAGGAGCAAAUCAAAGAAGGCGCAGGGCGCUUCAACACCUCGUCAGACCCAGGCAUGUACACGGAUAUGUACUCCAGACCAAGCCUCCUCGAAGCUCUCGCCGAUUGGCACGCGAUCGCCAAGGAGGAAGGCGUCACGACCGCGGAUCUGGCGUACCGCUGGGUUAAGUACAACUCGCCGCUGAAGCCUGAGCAGGGCGACGCCAUCAUCAUCGGGGCGAGAGACCAUGCGCAGUUGAAGCAGACGCUGGACUCGAUCAAUGGGGGGCCUUUGAGCGAGAAGGCGGUGAAGAAGAUUGAUGAGAUGUGGAAGAAGAUUGAGCAGGAUGCGCCGCUUGAUAACUAUCAUCGUUAG
This is a messenger RNA of Zasmidium cellare ATCC 36951, 948 nucleotides long. RefSeq lists its product as uncharacterized. The record is from RefSeq and is a predicted model, not a curated record. Lineage: Eukaryota; Fungi; Ascomycota; Dothideomycetes; Mycosphaerellales; Mycosphaerellaceae. Bases 1 to 948 code for a protein of 315 amino acids. The transcript is spliced from 2 exons.